Anas platyrhynchos (mallard) is the source of this 6372-nucleotide messenger RNA. The record is from RefSeq and is a predicted model, not a curated record. NCBI's taxonomy places the organism in Eukaryota, Metazoa, Chordata, Aves, Anseriformes, Anatidae.
CACUCAGUGGAGGCUUUCUCUUUCCUUCCUCCUCUCCAGCUGCAGGAAGGGUCAGGGUGUGCGCUCCUCUCUACAUACACCAGUGCCUGCUGAGGCAUUUCAGGGUGUGCUGAGACAGCUCAUGGGGCCAGAGCUGCCCAGGUAGCUCAGCUUCUGCAUCCUCAGAGCUAUCUCCUUGUCCCACCUCAGGCCAGCAGCUGUGCUUGGCUUAUUUGAAUGGCCGUCAGCGUGAGCAUGGCUGCAAGUUCUGCUGUCAGACUGAGAAAUUAUGAUUUAGAGCAGCAGGUCUCUGUGGUUCUGUGAGGUGAACCCAGAAACAUGUGCUACCGACACCUCUUGGGGAGUGACUUUAAAUGUCCUUCCGUGCACCUACAUGGCUGCGGUGGCACCUUGGGCAGCCGGCGAGGCUGGGCUGCAUUUUCAAAAUCUACUGCCUCAAAAAGAAAAAAAUAAAAUAAAAUCUCCCACCUGUGUGUGAAGAGGUCACACUCAGCUUAGUGGGUCUGCAGCCUGCUUUCUCCAGUUUGACUGGGGUGCCACCUUAAAUGUCAAUGCACGAGCCUGGAAUCCGGCUGUGCUACAGUGUAGGCUUACACCCGCGCACACUGGUGUGUACUUUGCCUCGCUUCAACCAUACAAAAAUAGAUGGGAUCCACUACCUAAGAUGUCAUUGUAAUGUUACUUAUCUGAGGUGAAACUGAAGCCCUUAUCUCUGACUCUGAGCGGCAAUUAAGUGCAGAGGUUGCCUUUUAAAGGCAUCGAUUCUUUGGCUUGGAUCCUUGAACACUGAACACCAUGAGCAACUACACCGUGUCUCUUGUCGGCCCGGCUCCUUGGGGCUUCAGGCUCCAAGGUGGCAAGGAUUUCAACAUGCCCCUGUCCAUCUCUCGGCUUAGUGACGGUGGAAAGGCAGCCCGAGCACACGUGGGGAUUGGCGACGUGGUUCUCACCAUUGAUGGGAUAAGUACUGACGGAAUGACUCAUCUAGAAGCACAAAACAAGAUCAAGGCAUGUACAGGCAAUCUGAACAUGACUCUGCAAAGAGUUGCUUCUGUACCAAAACCUGAUCUCAUUCAUGUACCAAAGGAAGAACCUAAAGAAGUAGUUAAGCCUGUGCCCAUUGCCUCUGCUGCUGCACCCAAAUUCACUGCCACAGCCAGCGUGGCUUACAAUAAGACCCCGAGGCCCUUCGGAGCUGUGACCUCCUCAAAAGUCACCUCCAUCCCAUCACCAUCCUCCGCCUUCACCCCAGCCCAGGCGGCGGCCGUGCCCCCCGCCCCGGCCCCGUUUGCUGCACCAGGACUGCAUGUUAACGCCAAGCCUAACGCUGACGGGUGGCCACCCGCGCCGAGCACUGCUAAACCUGCCGUUAAUGUCCCACGGCAGCCCGCCACGCACAAUGCCGCCCCGAGCGGCCAUGUCAGCGACGGUGCCCAGGAGGUGGCGGAGGGGCCGCGACGAGGAUUCAGAGAGAACCAGGGUGACAGUAAACAGCAAAAUGGGAAAAUCCCACCCAAACGCCCCCCGCGGAAGCACAUUGUGGAUACUUAUACGGAGUUCUACCACACCCCUACUCACAGCGAUGCCAGCAAGAAGCGACUGAUCGAAGACACUGAGGACUGGCAUCCCCGGACAGGCACCACCCAGUCACGCUCCUUCCGCAUCCUUGCCCAAAUCACCGGCACUGAUCACAUGAAAGAACCAGAACAUGAAGCUGCAAAGAAGACUAAGGAAAACCAAACAGAAAAUGGAGAGCUCAGCAUACCUGCAGAUCUGCAUAAUGGAGCAGGAGCCCAGGAUAUUUCUACUAAUCUGAGUAAAAACUCUGUAGCUACUCAGGCUUUGGAGAUACCAUCUGUACCAGAAUUUCCAUCUACACCUUUACCACCUAUGAGUGAAAACGGUGCUAGACCAGAAUCUGCAGCUGCUUUUCUGCCGAUAGCAGAGUCCUCCCAUUGCAGUGCCCCCUCUCCCAGACCUGCUGAACAUGUUGCUGCAACAUCUUCGGGGAGGAGAAUAACUCCCGAGUUGCCUGCUCCCGAUUCAGCAAUCCUUCUGCCAAGCGCAGCUGGUACAGAGCCUCCGCUCCCUGCAAAGUGCAGUGUGGCCACGCAGACCCCGGAGCCCCCUCUGCCCACCCCUGCAGCUGUGCAGCCACCUUUUGCAGCCCCGUCUAUGGAAGCAACUCUCGUGGAGCCUCCCCAUCCUGCCAGGCAUGAUACAUCUAUCUCUACUUGUGAAACAAGUUCUUUCAGUAAAAUUUCAAGCAGUCAGUCUAAAUCAUCCGUAAGUCGUUCAAGUUUGUGUGCUAGAACAGUACUGCUGGGAAGUCCUUUGGGAAGUCUGCCCAAGCCUGGACCUGCUCCUGUUCCCGUUUUUUCUCCUUUCAAGCAGAGAUCAAAAAUUAAGAGCAUGGCUGCUGCUGCUGUGUCUGCUGCCAUUGCUGUCCGGGCCAGACUCUCUGAACCUAGCGUCUACCGUUCGCUCUUGGAUGCCCUGCUCAUCACCCCUGUCACUAAACCUCCUCUGCAAGCCAUUGGGCCCUCCAGGAAGUCAACAAGUGCUCUGGAGCUGCAAAAGAGCAAAAGUGACUCCAUGGAGCCUACCCAACCUGCUGCUUACACAGCCACUUCAGUGAGGAGCAUGCCUGCCAGCUAUGAAAGCCCAGACACUAGACCUUCUCCCAACAACACCACGUCUGCUGCAGCCCUCAAGCCAACAGGGCCCCCAAGCACUGCUAAGUACUCGGGCUGGCAGCCUGCAAAUCAAACAGCUCCUGCCAGUGGAUGGACAUCAAACAGUAUUAAACCGUCUGGAACAACUGCCCCGAGUCAAAAGUUUGCGACACCACCUCAGCUAACGGAGCAAGACACAUUGGUUCAGAGGGCAGAGCAUAUUCCAGCGGGAAAACGUACUCCCAUGUGUGCACAGUGUAAUCAAGUCAUUAGAGGACCCUUCUUGGUGGCCUUGGGGAAGUCGUGGCACCCAGAGGAGUUUAAUUGUGCUCACUGCAAAGCCUCCAUGGCUUACAUUGGAUUUGUGGAAGAGAAAGGGGCUCUGUAUUGCGAGGUCUGCUAUGAGAAGUUCUUUGCUCCGGAGUGUUCAAAGUGCCAGAGAAAGAUCCUUGGAGAAGUAAUAAAUGCUUUGAAACAAACUUGGCACGUUUCCUGCUUCGUGUGUGUGGCCUGUCAUAACCCCAUUCGCAAUAAUGUCUUCCACUUAGAAGAUGGUGAUCCCUACUGUGAGACGGAUUACUAUGCCCUCUUUGGUACUAUGUGCCAUGGCUGCGAAUUCCCCAUUGAAGCUGGAGAUAGGUUUCUUGAAGCCCUGGGCCACACUUGGCAUGACACUUGUUUUGUAUGCUCGGUAUGCAGUGACAGUUUGGAGGGUCAGACUUUCUUCUCCAAGAAGGACAAGCCACUGUGCAAGAAACAUGCUCACUCUAUCAACAUCUGAUGCUUGGAGCUCAUCCUGUUUAGCAAAUGUACUGAGCAGAAAGAAAGGUUAAAAUGUCCAUGUUUGAUUGUUAGUUAAAGUUAUUUAUAUAUGCUUUUCUAAAAAUGGAAGACAAAUGUGGAAAUUUUAGUGAUUUUGUACGCUAUUCUUAGAGUGUUUGUCGGUUAGGGGUUUGCUUCAUAAAAAGCAGGGAAUCAGGAAUUACACCCAAGUGAAAAUAUUAGAGUGCCUUUACUUCGCUACUUGGCACGUUACUGUAUUGGUCUCAUGAUUUUAUGACCACAUUUAUAUAUGCUUCAAUAUGAGAAGUGAAGUUUCUCUAAAAAUGAGUACCUGAUUUUAGAUUGUUGGGUUUGCUGCUAUUCAACAAAUAAAAGGAGAUUGGCUUCAGUGGUCCAGAUCACUUUAUUGUGCUGAUGUUUUUUAAGGUGUGUCUGGAAGUACUGAAGCUAAACUCCGUUAAAGAGGAACUCAAAGCAAUGAUAAGAUUAGGUGGAAUGUAGUUCAACAACUAAUAUUUUCAUCUGAUGCUCAGCUUCAUUAAGCCUCCUGCACCAUUACACAUACCUGUGCCUUUUAGAUCUCCGAUGGGUCUGCAGAGGACAGAGAUUUUUACAAAGCCAUCGUGUGAUGGCUGCGCUAGUGAGCACGGAUGAUUUAAAGACGCCAGUUGGAAGAAAACAUAGAUGGGAUACUGUUCCUUAAACCACAGCAUGUGCUACCAGAAUACUAGCCAAAAUAAAGCAAUAGUGAGAGUGUGCUUGACAAGACAAUAAUGUCAGAUCAACUCUGAAGUAUAAGGGAGUGGGUACUAUAUUCUUAUGUUCACAGUUCAAGUUUUAGAUAGUUUUCAGUGCCUUGGAAAGGGGAAAAUGCAUUGAAUCUGCAUGUAACAGUGUCUUAUAUCCAGAAUGUGAGACUUCAGUGUUUAAUAAGGAAAACUUGUGAAGUGCAACUGAGGACAUUGUUUUUCUCUCAGUAUAUUCUUUAUGAUGUAGCUCAUGAAUAUGUAUAUUGGUGGUUUGCCAGGUAGCAUACUAUAAACUUAUUUUCUUGCUCAGCUGUUAUGAUUUUUAUUAGUUUAGUUUUUUCUCUUUUCCACCAGAUGUAAGGAAUAUAUUGUUAAAUAAUAUAAUAUUGAGUUAGGCAGUCCAGUAUCUCUCAGUUCUUGCAAGGGAACAGAGACAAUACUGUCAUUAUGCAUUUACUGCAAGCCAGGAGAUGUUGCCAGUCCUGUGGCUUGAUAUGAAUUUUGCCACAGUGUCAGCACAAGACCCAUGCACCAGCUAAGUCCCACUUACCUUCAGAUUAGGGUUUAAGUGGUAUGGAGCAAUAGUAGGCGUAUAGGGAAAGGGUGAUAACCCUCUGCACAGGGUGAAUUUUACUCCAGCAGAGCUGCACAACAGAGAAGGAGGCCCUCUCGGGGCCAGAUUAGACUCCUGAUGCAAACUGAAUUUACAUGCUAUUAAGUUCAAGUUAGAUGUCAGAGCUGAAUUGCUAUGCUUUAGUGCUACUUCCAGUAGACUUUAGAAGUGCACUGGGUGGUUGUUUGUUUUGUUUUGUUUGUUUGUUUUAAUUAUUGAUAAAAAGGAGAGGUUUAUCCAUAAAAUCAUGAGGACAAUUACAAAAAAAUACUAUGGUUGAGUGAAGCAAUUGUAACAAGAAACAUCAACACAAGAGGGGGAGAAAAAAAACACAUCAAAAUGUUUACACUCUUAUAUGUACACCCUUCUGUGCCUGUGGCUGAAAAUCAGGAGGAUAAGGGCAGACUAGACAAGAUACAGCAGUAUGAGCCAGCUUGCUUUAGAAAUUAGUGGAAUGUGGAGCAAUGAGUCCUGAAGACUAGGUGUCAGUACAGCUGUAUUGCACAUGCAUGAGGAAAGAGGAUGCGAAUGCACGUGAUAAGGUAAUUUCUGAAAUUCAGACCUUGCUAUUCUGAAGUAGGAUAGAAGCUAUUCAGUGGACACAAUGUUUGCCAGUGUCCAUAAAGACAUCUUUUCUUUCUUUUUUUUUUUUUAUUUUUUUAUUUUUUAAUUUUUAUUGGAUUUAUGUUUCUAAUACAUAUGCUCUAGGUUUGAAAUUUCACAGUUGUUAAUGAAUAUGAGCACAAACACCUGAAAGGCUCCAGUAGUACUAAUUCACUUAGCUGCUUUGCCUUUUAGUUUCUGCUUUGUCUAUUUGUUUAAAAUUUAAAAAGGAAGCAUAGAGUCAGUGAUACAUACUGCAAAUUUAAUGGGUCUCUUGAAUUAUAUAAAUCAACUAAAGCAAAAAGGAACAUAAUGUUUAUCAUGAUUUUAAUAAGUGAGAUUUUAGUAGAGCACUUUAUAAUAAUGCCAUAUAUCUCACUGAAUAUUUAUUACUUUUUUGUUGUUUAGGACUAUUUCAUACCAGUAUCUUUGUAUUUUGUUUUAUUUGUAAGCCUGCCUAUUUACCUCUAGAAUUUUUUGGUGUGUCAGUGUGUGUAUUUAUAUAUACUUAUCUAUGUAUGCACACGUGUGUGUACAGUGAGACGUACAUAUAUAUGCACAUAUACAUGUGUAUAUUUGAUUGCAGACUUGAGAUAGCAAAAUCAGCACCGUUCCAUUGUCAUCUGGGGAUAAGAUUUCCAACUAUUUUUCAUAAAACAGAUCUACAGCAUUCAUGUUUUGAAGGAAAGUUAAAAAGCCAGGAGAACCCUGUUAAUAAUCUAACUACUGUAGGGUUUUGCAUGCAUUUUCAGUCAGUAAUUACUUUUUCUUCCAAAACUGUGCCUGUUAAAAGAAUUGGGUUUAACUCUGAAGGUAGAAGGUCUUUAUUAGUCGAAUAAUCGAAUCGUGAUGACACUUUCAAUAUAUUGUAACUAAAUAAUUCAGAAAUAUGUGUAAAUAUAAUAAAUGCUUAAUAUAACAAUGCAAUAAACGUAAAAGCAAAACUUGA